AUGAAGUACUCUGUAUCAGCCCUCGUUGGCCUGUCUGCAGCCCUUGCCAACGCCCAUACGGCUUUCACCACUCUCCACAUCAACGAUGUUUCCCAGGGCGACGGAACUUGCGUCCGCAUGAACAUGAGGCCAGAGAGCGCUACUAGCCCUAUCCCCAGUCUAUCCAGCAAUGACAUGGCUUGCGGUUCGACCGGCGAGACAGCCGUUGCAUUUACCUGUCCUGCGCCGGCUGGCGCCAAGUUGACAUUUGAGUGGCGCGUAUGGCCCAACCGGGAGGAGCCUGGCGCGAUAGACCCUGGUCACAAAGGCCCCUGUGCUGUCUAUGCGAAGCAGGUUGACGACAUGGCUUCGACUCCAGCCGCAGGGCCGGGCUGGUUCAAGAUCUGGGAGGAGGGUUACGACGACUCGGCCGGGAAAUGGUGCACCGAGAAGCUGAUCGCUGCUGACGGCUUGAUGUCCGUCGAGAUCCCGCCUGGUUUGCCGUCUGGCAACUGGCUGUUCCGGCCAGAGCUGCUGGCGCUUCACAAUGCCGAUAAGGGAGACCCCCAAUUCUACACUGGGUGCGCCCAAGUCCAAGUGCAGGGCGGUAACUCCGGGACUCUUGACGUUCCCGCCGAGUACAGUGUUUCGAUCCCGGGCUAUGUCAAGUACGGCGAUGCCAGUGUUAGCUUCAACAUCUAUCCUCCCGUCUUUCCCUACCCGAUGCCAGGUCCCGACGUCUACACCGUUCCGUCCUCGGGAGCAUCGGCGUCUUCCCUUUCAGACACCUCGUCGAUGAAGGCAUUGGGAGGCGCGACCCUCGUCCCUUCAGACUGUCUCAUCAAAGAAGGCAACUGGUGUGGUGUCGAAAUCGCCGACUACAGCAAUGAAGAUGGCUGCUGGAAUGCCAGUGAAGAGUGCUACAACCAGGCUGAGACGUGUUACGCAUCGGUCGGGCCAACAGGGAACCGGAACUGCAAGGUCUGGGAGGCCAAGUGCAAGGGCAUCCAGGAUGCUUGCAAUGCCAAGAACUUCCAAGGCCCACCGAACAAAGGCCAGAAACUGCAGGAUGCCGAGGCGAUGAACCUCACCUUGCCAGCGGUGAACAAUCUCGGCGUUGGUCUGGGUUCUGCCAACACCAACUCCGGCUCGCAGGCAAGCACCGAGACCAGCGGUGCAUCCAUGGCCACUUCAACAUCGGCUGCCACUUCCAGUCAGGCUACCUCUUCUGGCAGCCAGACUGGGGAGACCACUGCGCAGAAGGCAACAGUAAGCGCAGGAAAGUCCACGUCCUCUUGCAACAAGAAGAUGCGAAGACGCAGACGCGGCGGUGUUAGGAAGUGA
Molecule: messenger RNA, 1323 nt
Organism: Neoarthrinium moseri
Lineage: Eukaryota; Fungi; Ascomycota; Sordariomycetes; Amphisphaeriales; Apiosporaceae
Exons: 2
Coding region: 1-1323 (440 amino acids)
Source: RefSeq, a predicted model, not a curated record